AUGGAGUGUGGAAAUGUAACAUCAGUGCUUGAACAUUUUGAACUUAUGGGGUUUACAUAUCCCAAAGAGCUAAAGAUCCUGUUGCUCACCUUCUUCUUCCUCAUGUAUAUAUUGUCUCUUUUUGGAAACGGCUUGAUCCUCUUGGUGGUUGCACUGGAACCUAGUUUGCACAAGCCUAUGUACUUGUUCCUCUGCCAUCUGUCCAUCAUAGAUAUGAUGAUCUGCUCAGUGGUGGUGCCCAAGAUGAUCUCCUGGAUGCUGAAGGGCAAUGGGGACAUUUCCUUUACAGAAUGUGCAACCCAGCUCUUCUUCUUCCACACUCUGGGCUGUUCAGAGUGCUUGCUGUACACUGUGAUGGCUUUUGAUCGCUUCCUGGCCAUCUGCAAGCCACUCCACUACGGCACCAUCAUGAACCAUCGUCUAGGCACCUGUCUUUCUGUUGGCGCUUGGUUUGGAGGCUGCCUGCACUCUGUGGUAGAGACCUACCUCACCUUCCGUUUGCCAUAUGGACGAGGAAGUCAGGUGAACUACAUCUUCUGUGACAUCCCAGCUGUUCUGAAGCUGGCCUGUACUGACACAUCCAUCAAUGAGAUGGUGAUUUCGGUUGACGUUGAAGUAGUGGCUGUUACCUGCUCCCUCCUGAUCCUGACAUCCUACGUGUAUAUCAUUUCUGCCAUCCUGAGGAUUCCCACUGCCACAGGGAGACAACGUGCCUUCUCCACCUGUACAGCCCAUAUCACCUUGGUGGUUAUCUAUUAUGUCCCUGUGGUUUACAACUACCUGCGUCCACCAUCUCAGGACUCCCUUGAUGGUAUUGUUGCUGUGUUCUACACAGCAUUAACCCCUCUCUUAAACCCUCUCAUAUACACUCUGAGGAACAAUGAGAUGAAAGUUGGCGUGAAGAAAUUGUGCAGUAGAAAACACAGCGCGCACUUAACUAACUGA
Messenger RNA from Podarcis raffonei (Aeolian wall lizard), 945 nucleotides. Its product is annotated as olfactory receptor 10G6-like. Gene Ontology annotation, cellular component: membrane. Gene Ontology annotation, molecular function: G protein-coupled receptor activity; olfactory receptor activity. Gene Ontology annotation, biological process: G protein-coupled receptor signaling pathway. The transcript has a single exon. Lineage: Eukaryota; Metazoa; Chordata; Lepidosauria; Squamata; Lacertidae. Bases 1 to 945 code for a protein of 314 amino acids. The record is from RefSeq and is a predicted model, not a curated record.